Molecule: messenger RNA, 1203 nt
Organism: Oldenlandia corymbosa var. corymbosa
Lineage: Eukaryota; Viridiplantae; Streptophyta; Magnoliopsida; Gentianales; Rubiaceae
Source: the annotation of a GenBank genome assembly
AUGUUGAAGUGGAUGCCCAGAUUCAGAUUUGAGGAAGAUCCCCCAGUUGUGCCAAUAUGGGUUGCUCUUUAUGACCUUCCUAUCGAAUUCAUGCACCCGGAAGUGAUUUACUUGAUGGCUACAGCCCUUGGACAGCCCUUGAAAGUGGACACUUCGACAUUGAAUAUGACCCGUCCCUCGGUUGCUAGAUUCUGCGUGGAGGUGGAUCUUACCAAGGAUUUGCCAAAAUCUGUAAAGGUGGGCAAAAAGGGUUGUAAGAAUGAACAAAUUUUCACAUUCGAGCAUAUUCCAUCAUAUUGCUUGAAAUGUUGCAAAAUUGGUCAUAAGGACAUUGAUUGUAGAGUUGGUAAACCCACGGUGCGAAUGAAUGAGUCUGAAAAGAUUGAGGUUCCAGCCUUAAAGAAAAAGGGAAUCAAAAUCAAGUCGGCAAAGCCCAAAUGGCCAUUGAAAGGAGGAGAUCCUAAAAGUGGACUGGAAGCUCAAAUAGUUAGUUUAAAUCCCUUGGUGGUCAAAGGGGUGGAAAAGGAAUCAGCGAUGAUAACAGAGAUAGUGGAAAGGCAGCCUGUGGAAAAAACCCUAGCGGCGCGGCUUGGUGCGCACCCUACGGGUGAAACCCUAGUUGCGCAAGUCAUACCAAUCCUUGAGUCACGACAACUUGAAUCAACUUCUGGUCUAUCUGUGAUGGAAAAAGAAGCAAUCCCGGUUGAUUUGCAGCCAUCACCGGUUAGGACUGAAACUGUUUGUGUUGUUGCACAGACUCUUGUUCAAUCGGAAAAUCAAUUUUUGGUUCCCCAAGAUGCGGAGGAGGAUGACGUCGAAAAGGAGAUAGAAAAUGUCUUCUCUGAAGUUGAUACGCAAAGUCAGAAGAAACAAGAUGAUAUUGGUGCUACAUUGAUUGAUGGUGAGUUGGAUUUGGACAAGAAUAGAUCUUUACUUGAAGUUGAGUUGCGGAAUAUGUCCUUGGUUCCGCAACUGGAUCUCACUCGAUUUAAUGAUGAUUCAUCUGUGAAUGAAAUCCAUAAUACUGAGGCAGUUCAUGACGAGAGAGAGUUGUGGUCUGAUGGAGAGAUUCAUGAUGAUCACAUUGUUGAAAACGACCAAGGCGAGCGCACUGUCACCAAGAAGCGGGGACCCAAGUCAAAGGAAGAGCGAGCUAAGCAAUCGGAGGGUGUCGAAUUAAGGCACUCCCUUCGACAUCAGUAG